Molecule: messenger RNA, 3121 nt
Organism: Gavialis gangeticus (Gharial)
Lineage: Eukaryota; Metazoa; Chordata; Crocodylia; Gavialidae
Gene: DNAJC30
Product: DnaJ heat shock protein family (Hsp40) member C30
Exons: 1
Coding region: 57-680 (207 amino acids)
Source: RefSeq, a predicted model, not a curated record
GGCCGGCCGCGGCAAGAUGGCGGUGCCCUGGCUGAGGUGAAGGAGCAGACGCCGGAAUGGCCGCACGUUGGUUCCUCGGCCGCGCUCUGCCCGCGGUCCGCUGCGUCGCUCGGCUGUACUCGGAGAACGGGCCCGCGCCCCCGCCGCGCCUCCCCCGCGCGGGCCUGUACGAGCUGCUGGGCGUGCCGGCCACGGCGUCGCAGGCGCAGAUCAAGGCCGCCUACUACGCGCAGUCCUUCCGCUUCCAUCCGGACCGCAACGCGGGUAGCGAGGAGGCGGCCGCGCGCUUCGCCGCUGUCAGCGAGGCCUACUUGGUGCUGGGCAGUGUCGCGCUGCGCCGUAAGUACGAUCGUGGCAUCCUGAGCAGCCAGGACCUCCGCACGGCCGGCCGCCCCUCGGGCCGCGACGAAUCGCCGCCGCGCGCCCCCACACCCGCUUCGCCCCGUAGCCGCACCGUCCGGGCCACCGGCCGCCCGCCCCAGCCUGUCUUCGACUUCGACGCCUUCUACCGCGCGCACUACGGCGAGCAGCUGCAGCGCGAGCAGGAACUGCGCGGCCGGCGGGAGGAGCUGCGCAAGCAGCGCGAGCAGGAGGCAGCCAAGGGCAAAUACAGCGGUGCCGUGGAGGUGUCGGCCUUCCUGCUACUCCUGCUCAUCGUGGGCCUGCUCAUGCAGAACUGAGGGCGGGGCCUGGAGCAGCCUCCCUGUGCCCACCAGACCCAGCCGGGAGCUCCCCCCACUCCCUGCAAGAGACCAGAGCCCUCUGCGGGCGGGCUGGCAGUGCCCCACACACUGCCCCGCUGUGCGCUGGCUGCUCUCGGGAAGCUGCAGUACGACUAGAGCCCCUCAGAUCCUCUUUUGAGACCAAACUUCAUUAUAUGCCCAAAAGCAGCAGCAGCAUCGAGCCUCCAAGCAGCCUGGGUGAAGGUUCCUCUCCUUUGCUUACCUGGCAGGGGUGGGGUCCAGGGAGCUGCUGCGCCCACUCCCUGUUUAGAUGUAGAUGUUAGGGGUGACCUCAGUUGCUGCCGUCACAAAUUCAGGCCCUGGAUUGCUUGUUCUCAUGGGUAUAGAGUGCACGUCACUCACAGUCCUGGACUUGCAUCCAGGCGUAGCGUGAACCCGUUCUCAUGGAUCAUAUUGCAAAACAGGGACUGACUGGAUCUUUGUCAUUUUUGCACUGUAAGAGCAAGGGGAUUGGACUCUCCCUGGUGUGGGCUGACAGUUUGUGGUCUUCAUGUACCAGGAACUGUCAGGUGCUGCUUUUUUAGACAGCCUGUUGACUUUUUUUUUUUAAGCAGCUUCCCAGUGUAUGCCAGGACUUGCAGCACUGGUGACUCAUUGAACAGACUUCCUGUCUGUACCAUUGACACAUCUCCCUUUUCUCUUUUCCUGAAUGCUUGAUACCAAAGGUUUUCAGGUUUGGUGGAACAUGAGAAAAGCCCAGUAUGGUGGCAGCAAGCAGUAUGUCUUGUUUGUAAAGCUGCCUGGCUUGUCCAAAGGUACAGAAAAGUUCUCGUCUUUCCAGUUCGUAAGGGCAUCCAGUUUUUACAACUGGGGACCCUGUACUGUAGGUGCUGACUUGUGUCAUAUCUUAAUUUAUGUAUGGAUAGCAGGGGUUCAGACUAAUAUAUUAAUUUAUGCAAAUUCUUAAAUCUUAAAGAGUUUUAGGCAUCACAUGAGGCUUCUGCCUUGCACAUUGGGUGGGGUUUUUGAACAUGUUGCUUUUGAACUUUGUGUCUCAGCACAGAGUGAGUGAAAUCUGUUCCCCUUUAGUUCAGAGUCUCACAGGGUCUCUGGUGUGCCAAGAAUGUCACUUUCACACUCUCUGAUUUGUACAGGAUCCCCUGGUAGUGUCUUGCAGUCUCAAGCACAGUCUCAGCCUUCUGCCUGUCACCAAGGGAAUUAUUUUCCUGCAAAUGAGAACGUGCAAAAAGUGAGUCUGACAUGUCCCCAGGAGCCUGGAAGGGACAGGAGGGUUCUGAUAGGUGCGUGCAGCUUCCCACUACCUGAGUGUUCCCUAAUAAUUGAGCCUUGGGCCAAAAGGCAGCAGCGUGGCAGAGAGUCCAGUGCAGGACAGGGUGGGAACAACUUAAUAAAUGUGAGGUUCUGAGGGCCCAUGAGAGCUUUUCAAAAUAAUUCUACCCUUUAAAAUGACAUAGUCCAGACAUACUUUCUCUCUGAUCAGAGCACCUUUGUCCCAGUGACUAGUCUGUUCUGCCCCGGUGAUCAUUUUAAGGCAAAGGACUUGCUUUCUUGGACCUCCCCUAUUGGUAUUGAGUACUGGGGUUAACGCAACCCCACACCCCAUCAGGCUGGGAGGGAUUCUGGGUCAGCUUGUGAGAAGGUGCUAGGAGUUGUUUGGUUCUGGGAUACGGGCUGAGAACUUCCAUGGAGCAAAAGGGUUGUGGCUUGGGGUCUCAAGUCAUUUUCAUUCCACCCUUUCUAAAGCCUUUUACAAAUGCAUUUGGCCUGUAUGCUUGUUUUACAUCAUGCAAACCUGACUCCGAUUUGGGAAUGACAUCCCACUCUUUACUAGUCAAUCCUUUAGAAGAAAACAAAUUGGAGGCACAAACGUGCAACAGGGAAAUGUGGGAAAACAGGUGGGAGAUGGUGUUCCUCACUCUGAUGGCUAAUGCUGGCUCUGAGUUGGCACUUUAUUUAGUUCCUGAUACCUGGGGGUCUUGGGUAGACUCCACAUUCAACUGUGAACUCUGCUGUGGGUUUGUGAUGGCUCUGGUAUAUUGCAGGGGAGCCCCUUCAGGGAUGCUGCUGCUAAGAAUGGGUUUUAGUAAUUUACUUUGUGAUACUAUCAUAAAUUGGAGUAGGAAUUCACCUGCCGAUCUACCCCAAUACCCAUGUUGCUCCCUGGCUGUGUCAUGCUGAAAGAAGUCUAAGUAUUUCUCUGAGAUGGAGGCCUCCUGUGAGCUGUAGUUAUGCUCUGUGCCUGGGUCAGACAUGUUUGUGGUGCAAUAUGCUGUGCUGUUAAACCGCUGUAAGAAUGUGCCUUAGAGUGGGGACUUGUACAAGGACAGUGUCCCAAUCACUGACUAUGGGGAGGGGGCAAGAACAUAAAGCUAUACAUCUUGUUUGCUGAUUAAAUACCUGUUUCUUUUUUUUCCUUU